This is a messenger RNA of Mugil cephalus (flathead mullet), 2400 nucleotides long. RefSeq lists its product as uncharacterized. The coding region runs from base 602 to 1276 and encodes 224 amino acids. The record is from RefSeq and is a predicted model, not a curated record. Lineage: Eukaryota; Metazoa; Chordata; Actinopteri; Mugiliformes; Mugilidae. The transcript is spliced from 3 exons.
CGGCGGCUCAGCAGCCGUGCAUUUCAGAUCCGAGAGCAGUGGAGGAGGUCUCGUUACUCCUGCAGGUUCUCCGGACCGUCUGCACCGCACCGCAUCCUGCAGGCACAGGACGAGCUGGAAAUUGUACAUCCUCGGAUUCUUUGCUGCUCCAUCCAAAAGUGACGCGUUUUUCUGUUUGUUUUUCGGUCAUGAGUAGAGUGGAGACACGUUUUCUGACGCGUUUCUUCCUGUGUUGAUGAGAAUGUAGCAUGUUGCACUGCUGUCACCGCAUUGUUGUUAUUAUUAUUAUUUUUUUUAAUCUCACUUUUGGGAUUGAACCAAAGAUUUUAAGGCGCUGAAAUCCUCCUUUUUAUUCGUGCGUAAAAGCCGCGUCGCCCGUCAAUGAAUGACGCGUUGUGCCUUGCAUCAGUGAAAGAGAGCUUAACAUUUCACAGGCACUGAUGAGCUCCUGUCGGACAGAGUCUGUGUCAUCUGGGGGAACCUGUUGGAUUAAAAAAAUACCAUUAUUUCAAGGACGCCAAGUUUGGUGCGUCUUGGGUGGAUUUCUGCGCCCUCGGAUUGAAAAUUAAAUCCUUCCUGAGGCGGCUGGUGGGUAGAAACUAUGUUUUUAUGCAACACGAGUAACAUAAAGGACUGGAGCUACUUCCUGUCUCAGAUCUUGCCUCUCAUGAAUAAAACUACGGGCUUGGUGAACAUCGACAAAGCGGAGACCGCGACGACCACUGUGGUGACAUCCCUGCAGCCGGACGGCGCCAUGAGCGCGAGUAACCCGCCUCUCAACUCCAACCACACCUCGGGCACGGAGCACGUCUUCCAGUACUCUUACUCGGAGAGUGACCUGCUGUACACGGACUACCGGACGCCCGCCAGAGACCCCAUCCCGCUGCCCAAGGCGGUCCUCUACCUGGUCAUGGCGGCGCUGGUGGUGGUGGCGGUGGCGUACGCGAUAGUUGGACACCUGGUCAAAGACGUGGUUAAUGACUUUGUAGGUGGCGGCAGGUCGAUCGUCACUGAAGGUGACGGUGGUGAAACCGGUGAACCAGACUGGACCUUUGGGUCGCGUCGAGCCCCCGACCGCAACAAGACCGAGAUCAACUGCAUCACCAGCAGCAUGAACGAGAUGACGGAGCUGAGCGAGAGGCCCCGGCUCCUGGAGAUGAGCUACAUCUCCCUGAACCACACCAGCUGCCUGGGACCCAGCCGGGCGGAGGAGGUCGUGGUCACCGUGGACGAGACGCUGCUGCAGCGACCCCCGGACACUCACUCUGGGACCUAACUGCGACCGCCCCCCCUCCUCCACCUUCCCUGAGAGAAACGAAGCAGCGAAACGAGCUCGCUUUUAUUGGUAAACGUGGAUUUCAAAGUCUGUUUUGAAGCGGAUUGAAGCUUUAUCCACUGGUUCCCUCCCCCUGCAGGGGGCGCUGUGACAGUUAUUGGCGCAGGAGGGGCUCAGAUGCUGAUGUUUUGUGUCUGCUGAGAUGACUGGAAAACGUCCUGACCGAGCUGACCCCGUCUCCAAGUGAUCCCCGAAGCUUUUAAUGUGAAAAUAUGACAUCCAGUUCGCUGUAAACGGUAUUUAAUCACCUUCAAUAUAAAACUCACACUGGUCAGUGCUUAUUGUAAUAUUGCUGGUAGCAGAGUUCAUGAGAAUAUUUGCAGUUAAGUGUCCUCCAGGCUUAGACAUGCUAGUUUUUUUUCUGUAAAUUUGUGUAAAGCACCUUAAAUGGCACCUCCUGCUAAUAUUUUUGUGUAAUAAUCCUGUAAUUACUGAAGAAGGAAAAAAAUAGUUCCACAUUUUUAGCAUAUGUGAUGAAGUGCACCUUUAAGAGCUGUGAUUACACCUGAAGGCAAAAAAGAAAAAAUGAAAUGGUGAAAGCCAUCAUCAGUGUUCACGUUUCCCUCUUCUGAAGCAAAAAAAAAAACAAAAAAACAAAAUCAGCGUUUAUUUAUUCCCCUUUUUAAUGUGUGACCCGUCACGUGAAAGGCUUUUGUCAAAGUGUUUACCUUUUUAUUACCUCACCGUUAAGGGCUACGCUCUGUUGCUGCUGCUGAGUCACUCAGAGAUAAUGGGACUUUUUCUUUUUUCCCUGUGCAUUUGGGACAAUAUGUGGAACUGAAGGGGAAACUGGAGAGGAAGACGUUUUUGUCUCACACUUACAGAGAGCAGACGAGUCCCAGUGCACCCAUUUUAAGGGCAACACCGUGAAAUGGUGUUUUACUCUGCAGCAGUGAUUGAUUUAAGUGUAAAGGUUAAAAAAAUCUGCUCUUUUUUCUUUUUUUUUUCAAGUCAUUGAAUAAAUACUCAUGGACAAAAUGGUGCUUUUUAAUCACUUAUUGUUUUCUCCUCCAGGAAAUGUGCACAUUUUUUUGCUAUUUAAUAGAAACGUAGCCGGUCCGUUA